Messenger RNA from Onthophagus taurus, 2689 nucleotides. NCBI's taxonomy places the organism in Eukaryota, Metazoa, Arthropoda, Insecta, Coleoptera, Scarabaeidae. The record is from RefSeq and is a predicted model, not a curated record.
CGUUGGCACUUAAUCAGUCAUUGGCACUAUUCUCAUAAACUACACAUUUUUAAGUUUUUAACGCUACUAGCUUUAGAAAUCUUGCAAUAGAUGGAAGCACCCGACUGCUACGUCUCGAGUAAACAUAACCUCCAGUCUGUUAGUUCUAAUAUGUCCGAAGCAAGUGUACGUGUUUGAACGUGUUGCAACUUAAGGGGAAAAACUAACAAUUUCCGUAAGCAUACGACUUUAUAUAACCAUUCAUAUUUCAAAUUAUUUCGAAAAUAACGUUUGUAGACUUUAUAUAUCUGAAAGUAAAGGGGUUGUUUAUUGAUUGUUUUAUUAUAAAUUACUAGGUAUGUUGCCAUUUUCGUUAAAUAAUUGAGGUGCCAACUACUAGGUUCUAAAAAUUGCAAAAUUCUAAUGAUUGUCACCCGUGCCAAUUAGUAGUUUAGUGCAUCUAUAUCAGACAUUCAAUAAUUGGCACUGUGCAGUUUUAAGUUUUUUUCUGACAAACCCAUGCUUUUUUUGAUGCUUUAGAUGCCGAAAGUUAAGUCGAAAUCAGCCUAUGUGAAAGGCUAUACAGAAGACUAUCUUCAAAAGGCUCUUACAGAAAUAAAAAAUGGCGAAUCAAAAAAAGCCGUUGCUAAAAGGUUUGGAAUACCAAGGUCCACAUUGCAAUUUAGGUUAGGGCCCCAUUUUUCUAAAAUUCGACCUGGACCACAACCCUACCUAACAGAUGAUGAAGAAAAAACUUUAGAGGAUUGGAUUUUGGAAAGCCACAGGAAAGGUUUCCCUAGAAGAAAGAUUGAUCUUCAAAUGUCUGUAAAAUAUUUCUUGGACAAUAAUAAGAGACCAAAUCCCUUUAAGGAUAAUAUACCAGGAUCACGAUGGUACCAAUCGUUUCUAAAGCGUCAUCCAUUACUAACCAGCCGUUCUUCAGAAGGUGUUACACCAGCGUCUGCUGCCGUCGCAGAAACAGAUAUCAGGAAGUGGUUUGCGGAUAUAGAAGAGUACCUGAAAACUAAACACUACUUCUCAAUUCUGGAAAAUCCCACCCGUGUUUACAAUGGAGACGAAACUUGUUUUCUGUUCAUACCAAAACUGGGCAAAGUCAUUGCUCCGAAAGGAACAAAAAAUGUUUAUGAGGUCGACCAAGGUAAUGCGAAACAAAAUCUGACUGUAAUGUUUACAUUUUGUGCAUCUGGAAAAAUUGUGCCCCCCUUAAUAAUAUACCCGAACAAAAGACUUCAUGCAAAUAUUACAAAGCAUGUACCUGAUGAAUGGGGAUUAGCGUGUAGUGAUAAUGGAUGGAUGAAAUCUGAAAUAUUUAUAGAUUACAUCAAAAACGUUUUUUAUCCUCAUUUAACGAAAGAGAAUAUUCAAUUUCCGGUCAUCCUGUUUUUAGAUGGACACAAAACCCAUUUAACCUUUGAAUUAAGCAAGCUAUGCUCCGAAUUGCAGAUUAUAUUAAUCAACUUGUACCCAAACUCUACUCGAAUUUUACAACCAGCAGACGUCUCCAACUUUAAACCGCUUAAAAAUUCAUGGAAACUAGGUGUUCUUAAAUGGCGCAGGGAAAAUCCGUAUUGUAAGUUAGGAAAGGAACAUUUUGCAAUAAUAUUAAAAAAAGCUAUUAGUGAGCUUAAAUCCGAAACAGUAAUCAAUGGUUUUAAAGCUUGUGGUUUAUAUCCUUGGAACCCUGAUUUAAUUGAUUUCUCUAAAUGUCUUGGUACAAACAAACACAUAAAUGAGCAUCCAGCUACGAAACCAACUUCUCAAAAAGCAAAUGAGUUGUCGUUUGAACAGCUGUGUAAAAUUUUAGGUCCUACCAAAACCGAAGCAAUAGAAAAUACCUUCUUAGGUGAUUGCAGUUGCUCAGAGAAAUGUGAAAACUUCGAAAUUUUAAGUAAAAUUUAUAGGUAUUUAAAACCAAUAUCACAACCAAAUGAUGAAUCUAACGCGGAAAAUAUUUUCGAAGAGUCUACCAUGGAAAUAGAUAUUUCCUAUGAUGGUUUGCAGUUAACAGAAGAAGAGCUGCUCGAUUUACCCAUUAUUUUUGCUGAUUCUGAGGAUUAUGGGCAAGAAAACCUUCACAAAAAAUCCCCACAAAGUCUAGAAGUUACGCAUAUAGACACAGUGAACCAGGAUGACACGUUUGUUGAAAUUAUAAACCAGACAAUCCAGGAAGACAAGUUCGUAGAUACUACUCACCCAGAGGAUAAGCUUGUAGACCCUACAAAACAAGAAACAGUAGAGCGAAGCAAACCCGAAAUAAAAGACUUCCUAGUGUAUCCAAAAACGCCAGUACGCACUGGAAAACGAGAAACACAAAGAUUGCCAUUCGUACUAACGUCCUCUACGUUUAAAAAGAUCCACGAAGAAAAAGAAAACAUUAAAAAAGAAAAGGAACGUAAGAAAGAGCAAAACAAAAUUAAAAGAUUAGAAAAACAAAAGGAAAAAUCUUUAAAGACCGACAAAACAAAGACUCAGAAAGGAACUCUAAAGGACAGAUUUUCAAAUAGAAACGUAAAACGAAUGGUUGAGAAUAUCAGUACACCAGAAGAAAAUUUAACUUGUUAUUAUCAACCUACUGCUAAUGUGAAUGCUAUUAUUGAAAACUUUGAAGAAGAUGAAUCAGAAACUAAAUCUGAUGAAGCUAAUCUUAAUAGUUGCGUCCUAAUAAAAAACAAUAUUAGUGUGAAGAAAG